AUGACGAACCAGACCGUCCUCGACACCUUGUCGCAACUGUCCGACAACAUCAAAGUCACCUUCCAGCUCAUCGGCCGCCUUUCCAAACUCUCCUUCCAACCAGGAUCCACGCCGCUACAAGGAGACGGUGACGUCCGUAUCGAGCUUGCCCACGACAUCCGUGACGCCCUCAAACAACACGACGACACACUCGACACAGUCCGUCAGGAGAUAGAAGACGUCGUGGAAUUUGGCACAUACUCUCAGCGCCGCCGUGACAGCCUCAAAGACAGAGAAAGAGCUCGCAUUGCCGCUCAACUAGCCCGUCUCGACGAGGACCUGAAGCAGUACGUUCACCUCUCGACUCCUCCUUCUAUCCAUAUUGUACUCAUUAUGUUCCUAGCNGCUCGAAGCCAGUUUCGUGCCGCCCAGCUGUCGUCGAAACGUGCCUCGGAAGCUGCUAAGCAAAAGGAACGCGAGAUCCUCUUCGCUUCUUUACAACAGCCCCUCGAGCCCGACUCAACCUCGUCCACUCCUGAUCCUUUCGCUUCCCGCCGCCCUCAACCCAAGCAACUCACCCAGGACGAGCUACUCAUCAACGCUUCAACCGACGUGACCUCCGCUCUUCGCCGCACACACAACCUGCUUACCUCUGAGCUUUCUCGUUCGCGCUUUGCACAAGAGACUCUCGACCAGUCCACAGCAGCCCUCGCUGAUCUAGGUGAGCGUUACACCGAUCUUGAUUCUCUCCUCAACAACAGUAAAAACCUCCUCGGAACCCUUGUGAGAAGUCANAAAAGUGACACUUGGUAUCUUGAAACUGCCUUUUAUAUCCUCGUCACCACCAUUUGUUGGCUGGUUUUCAGAAGACUGAUUUACGGUCCCGCUUGGUGGUUCAUCUGGCUGCCUUUCAAGUUCUUGUUGCUCAAGCCAGUCUAUCUUCUUUUCGCCGUUCUCGGCAUCACCGGUGGGUCUUCAGCUACUGCCGCAGUCUCUUCCGUGUCGCCAAGUGUUUCCGUACCACCAACCAUACGUAUUCAACCUAGCGCUUCAGGUGAUCGACCUACAUUCCGCAGAGGUAUGGAUCAACGCCCAGCAAACGUCGUGCCAGUUGGAGGCGGUGGUGCAAAGGCUGGUUAUGAUGGCCGACCUCAAGAUCCAAGUCCCGAUGGCAGCAUGUCGCAAAGCAUUGGUCAGAUGGCAGAAGCCAGUCGUGAGCAGGCAGUACCUCAGAAGGAGGAGCAACAAGAGCCAAAGCAGCCUCAGAGAAGAGGAGAUGGAACAAUACUCCAAGAGAGAGGCGAUAUUCCUCGCAAUCCCAAGAAGAAAGUCUGGGAAGAAGACGUCGAAGCAGCCAAGCAUCAGAUGAGGAAAAGAGAUGAGCUCUAG
Aureobasidium musti is the source of this 1368-nucleotide messenger RNA. The record is from the annotation of a GenBank genome assembly. NCBI's taxonomy places the organism in Eukaryota, Fungi, Ascomycota, Dothideomycetes, Dothideales, Saccotheciaceae.